This is a messenger RNA of Monoraphidium neglectum, 495 nucleotides long. RefSeq lists its product as hypothetical. NCBI's taxonomy places the organism in Eukaryota, Viridiplantae, Chlorophyta, Chlorophyceae, Sphaeropleales, Selenastraceae. The record is from RefSeq and is a predicted model, not a curated record. The transcript is spliced from 3 exons. Bases 1 to 495 code for a protein of 164 amino acids.
AUGGACAAGGCCGGCUUUGACGCGGUCGCCCCGCUGCUGAGUGCGCCCCAGUCGGCCGCCCUGGCGGUGGUGCGGGAGUACGUGAGGCUGCGGCAGGGGGAGGUCUGGCGCGACAUCGCGGCGGCUUUCGAGGCCGAGGGGCUGGCGCCCAGCCAAGAAGACUGCGCUCGCAUUGACUCGGGCAUCCGCGCGGCCGAGUCGCUGGCCGCCUCGGUGCGCACCCACCAGGAAGCUCUCCUGCGGCAGCACGCCGCCGAGGCCGCCGCGUCGGAGGCGGCUGGCUACGCGGCCGCGCUGGCCCAGGCGGCAGCAGAGGCAGAGGCCAAGGUGUUCAGGCGGGACACGGUCAAGCUCACAAUGAGGGAGCGGCUGGCGGCCAAGGCGCAGCGCGAGGACAUGCUUCGGCGGUCAGUGGUGGCCGCGCGGGAGGGGGACGGGGCGGGCGGUGGUGGGGCUGCCGCCGGCAAGGAGGGGAGGGUGCCGAUGCUUGUGUAA